AUCUUCGCUUCAGAAUGUUUUAUUCCCAGCUAAUAGAAUUCUUACUCUGCGUGAGUCUUGCCUUGGCAUACAACUUUAACUAUCCCAACGGACUAACAACUCAAGUCACUUGUGACAAGGGCGAAACUCAUUUAUAUAGCCGAAUCGGAGAGAAAUAUUACUUUUUAGGAAAAACAAAAGUCACUUGGUUCGAAGCAGCUCAUAUAUGUCGACAAUUUGGCGGUGACUUGGCCGAUAUCGAAUCAGCCGAAGAAAUGGAUGCGAUUUCUACUUAUCUCAAAAAAGAGCACAGUAGAAAUGAUUGGUUUUGGAUAGCGGGAAAUGAUCUUGUCACUGUUCAUAAGUUUGUCUCAUUAACAACUGGUCUGCCUUUGACUUUCACAGCUUGGUCACCUGGACAACCCGACUUUCCUGGCACGGAGCAAUGCAUGCACCUGUGGCUCAGCGGUGAAGUCUUGUCUUCCGAAUGAAUAACUGGGUCUGCACUCAAAAGGCUUUCUAUCUUUGUCAAAGACAGAACUAUACUCGGUGCUGGGAUGGUUGUUAAGUGUUUCAAAACUCUUCA
This is a messenger RNA of Drosophila sulfurigaster albostrigata, 565 nucleotides long. Its product is annotated as C-type lectin 37Db-like. The record is from RefSeq and is a predicted model, not a curated record. The transcript has 2 exons. Bases 15 to 470 code for a protein of 151 amino acids. Lineage: Eukaryota; Metazoa; Arthropoda; Insecta; Diptera; Drosophilidae.